This is a messenger RNA of Oryctolagus cuniculus (rabbit), 682 nucleotides long. The record is from RefSeq and is a predicted model, not a curated record. NCBI's taxonomy places the organism in Eukaryota, Metazoa, Chordata, Mammalia, Lagomorpha, Leporidae.
UGGUUAGAGGAGUGCCAUAUGGUCCUCCAGGGACAGCAGUCCCCAGGGGAUCUGUUGAGGCCCACAUACCCCAGUGCAGGCCUGCAGCUCUGGGUCCCUGCCUGUGGGCCACUGUGACCCACUUUCCUGGAUGAGAUGGGACUAGCUUGAGGAUGCUUGUCCUUUUAUUUAUACUCAAGACCCUGAGGCUCCCCUAGUUGGAAGGUCUGGGUGCUGUGGUCUGCCCCUUUGCUGGCUCCUCCCAGCUGAGUUGUCCACAGGCUCCUGAGCUGCACCCGUGGCCUCCCUCAGAGGACACUGCUGAGCUCACGCCAUCCUGUCUCCAUUCCCAGCGUAAACAUCAGAGGGCCGCCGACUGCAAAAAUGGAACAAGAUGCUGCGAAAUUUCACCAAGUACCGCAGCAGUGAGAAGUUCCACCGGAGAAUUGAGAAAGGCAUCCCCGCCCAGGUGCGCGGCAAGGUGUGGGCCAUGAUGCUCUCCGUGGAUACCCUGAAGGCCCAGAACCCUGGCAAAUUUGAGGAGAUGAAGGAACGGGCCAGGUUGUGCUCAGAUCAAGUCCAACAGAUCGAUGAAGAGGUAGCACGCACGUUCAGAAGUCACAUCAUGUUUCGAGAGCGAUACGGAGCUAAACAACGCUCCUUAUUUGAGGUGCUCCUCGCAUACUCAUGUACAACCCCGUGA